Sinocyclocheilus grahami is the source of this 507-nucleotide messenger RNA. It is a transcript of the gene nr0b2b, whose product is annotated as nuclear receptor subfamily 0, group B, member 2b. Bases 1 to 507 code for a protein of 168 amino acids. Gene Ontology annotation, biological process: negative regulation of transcription by RNA polymerase II; circadian rhythm. The transcript has a single exon. Gene Ontology annotation, molecular function: transcription factor binding; transcription corepressor activity. Gene Ontology annotation, cellular component: cytoplasm; nucleus. The record is from RefSeq and is a predicted model, not a curated record. Lineage: Eukaryota; Metazoa; Chordata; Actinopteri; Cypriniformes; Cyprinidae.
AUGAAACAGUACUUCAGCGACCGGCAUCCUCGUGGAAUUCUCUUCAGCAUCCUAAGCCGUGAAUGUGACUUUGCGUGCUUCGCUUAUCCAGACACAUGCUGCAGCUGUCAUUGUAAGCGUUUGGUGUGCUUGAGAAACCCAGAGACCACCUGCCGUGUGGCUUUUGGGGUCCUGAUAAAAACCGUUCACUUCAUGAAGAGCUUACAUUCCUUCCAAAACCUGGCACUCAGGGACCGGCUCAUCCUUGUUGAGAAGCGCUGGGUGCCGCUCUUCCUCCUGAGUCUCGCUCAGGAGCAAAUCUCUUUCGAGGUGAGGGUCGUCCCUGCGGCCAGCAUCCUUAGAAACAUACUGAUGAACGGGCGGCAGAAACCAGACGACUGUCCACCCACCCUGGCAGAGGUGCACAAGCUCAAGACGUUCCUAAACAAAGUCUGGAGUCUGGAUCUGAGUCUCGAAGAGUAUUCAUGUCUCAAAAGUGCAGUACUGUUCAGCCAAGGUGAGUUUUAA